CCGGCGGAGGCGCCAGGAUAGAACCUGUGGAUUCAGGCCGCGGAGCCCCUCUGCCAGUUCCUAGUUUGCGAUCACUGAGGGCUGCGCAUUUGCGUGUGUCGGCGGCAAAUCCAGAUUUUCAUUUCGCUCUGGGAUCGGACAACUAAGAAGGCUCCAAACCGCACAAACAGGAAGAAGGGAAGGGUAGGAGUGCGGGCAGAGGGCGGGUUGUUCCCAGCAGCGCUGCGGGUCCCUCCCCGCCCGGGUCCCCGACCCGCCGGGGCCAGGGCGGGGCGUGAGCGUCAGCUGGGGCUAGAAAAGGCGGCGGCCCAGCCCCGCGAGGUGACAGCCCAACUUGGACUCCUUGCCUGGCCGAAGUCGCCAUGAGCACCGCGCUUUUCAGCCUGGACAGCCCCGCGCGCGGUACACCCUGGCCCCCGGAGCCGGCGGCCUUCUACGAGCCAGGCAGGGUGGGCAAGCCGGGCAGAGGGCCCGAGCCGGGGGACCUGGGGGAGCCAGGCUCCGCGACCCCUGCCAUGUACGACGACGAGAGCGCCAUCGACUUCAGCGCCUAUAUUGACUCCAUGGCCGCCGUGCCCACCCUGGAGCUGUGCCACGACGAGCUCUUCGCCGACCUCUUCAACAGCAACCACAAAGCGGCCGGCGCGGGCGGCCUGGAGCUGCUGCACGGCGGCCCCCCACGACCCCCGGGUGCGGGUUCAGCCUCUCGGGGCCCGCUCAAGCGCGAACCCGACUGGGGUGACAGCGACGCGCGGGGCUCCCUGCUGCCCGCGCAAGUGGCGGUGUGCGCGCAGACCGUGGUGAGCCUGGCGGCCGCGGCGCAGCCCACGCCGCCCACUUCCCCCGAGCCUCCUCGAGGCAGCCCAGGGCCGAGCCUCGCGUCCGGUCCGGUCCGAGAAAAGGGCGCGAGCAAGAGGGGUCCGGACCGCGGCAGCCCGGAGUACCGGCAGCGGCGGGAGCGCAACAACAUCGCUGUGCGCAAGAGCCGCGACAAGGCCAAGCGCCGUAACCAGGAGAUGCAGCAGAAGCUGGUGGAGCUGUCGGCCGAGAACGAGAAGCUGCACCAGCGCGUGGAGCAGCUCACGAGGGACCUGGCCGGCCUCCGGCAGUUCUUCAAAGAGCUGCCCAGCCCGCCUUUCCUGCCGCCCGCCGGCGCCGACUGCCGGUAACCCGCGGCGCGGGCCUCAGAGACUCCAAACGACCGAUACCUCAGACCCCGACGGCCGGGAGAGGAGGCCGCCAGAACCGCUGCAGUUUCUUUAUUCUUUUUGGUGUUUCGAGACAGGAUUUCUUUGUGUAGCCGUGGCUGUCCUAGACUCGCUCUGUAGACCAGGACAGCCUCGAACUUGCAGCGAUCCGCCUGCCUCGGUCUCCCAAGUGCAGUUUCUUUGGGACUUGCAAGCGA
Molecule: messenger RNA, 1405 nt
Organism: Acomys russatus (golden spiny mouse)
Lineage: Eukaryota; Metazoa; Chordata; Mammalia; Rodentia; Muridae
Gene: Cebpd
Product: CCAAT enhancer binding protein delta
Exons: 1
Coding region: 363-1169 (268 amino acids)
Biological process (GO): regulation of cell differentiation; regulation of transcription by RNA polymerase II; DNA-templated transcription
Molecular function (GO): DNA-binding transcription factor activity, RNA polymerase II-specific; RNA polymerase II cis-regulatory region sequence-specific DNA binding
Source: RefSeq, a predicted model, not a curated record